CUUCCCGCCUAUUUGCUAUCAAAAUGGACGAUAUAUAUUCUUAUAUUGAUUAUUAGGUGCGUUAAGAUAGAAUGGUAAUGAUAAUUAAGAAAAUAGGUGACUAGAACUCAUUUAUUAUAAGCAUUUCCUAAUAAAAGACUUCAAGCUAUUUAGUAUUUCUUGUGUUUCUAUUCAUUUUAGAAUUUUUAAUAAAUAUUAUGAAAACCAUAUUGAUGAAGUUGAUGCUGUUUUCACUGUUUUGUAAAAAUCAAAUGAUGGAAUUGGACUUGUUAGUUCAUUAUUAUCUGCAAAUCAAAUUAAUAAAGAUAUGAAAAUUUAAGAUAUAUCAUUAUAUGCUUUGGCUGAUAAAAAUUAAAUUGUAGAUGAAGACCUUUUUCCACCUGUGUUUUGGUAUUCUAAUUCAAUAUAUAUAUUUUUAGUGGAUAAGAACCUUUAAAAGUUACAGUUCAUGAAGUCAAUUUAUCAAGUUUAGUUUAAGCUAUGGUAGUAGAAUCAUAAAAAGUAGUAGUCAAUAAAAAAGUAGAUGGAUUAGAUCAUAAAAGAAAAAAUGAUUCUUCAGAUAUAAAUACUUAAGCUAAUUUAUAAAAAUAACUUAAAUCAGCUGAUCCUAUCUAAAAUAAUUCCUUAAAAACAAUUAAUGAAAAUAAUAAUAUAGUCUAAGAAACUAUUGACAAUGAUUCAAAAUUAAAGCAAGAUCCAGUAAUUAAAAAACCUAAAAUUAUAUUAAAGAGCAAACAAUAAAAUUAAUCAUAAAGUUAAAAUCCUUAAAAUCAAAAUAAUGAUACUAACUAAUUACCUAUCAUUGAAGAAAUAGUUAUUAAAAAUGAUCCCAUAAUUGAAGAACCCAUCAAAGACAUUAAAAAAAAUAUCUAAGAAAUUUAGCCUUCUUAACCAUCAAUGAUAUAAACUAAUAAAACUUCAAAACCAAAAACUUAAUCAGCAGGAGUUGGUUCUAUGAAAUUAGAAAACUUUUUCAAAAAAAAAUGA
Molecule: messenger RNA, 987 nt
Organism: Paramecium sonneborni
Lineage: Eukaryota; Ciliophora; Oligohymenophorea; Peniculida; Parameciidae
Source: the annotation of a GenBank genome assembly